Messenger RNA from Dichomitus squalens LYAD-421 SS1, 3174 nucleotides. Its product is annotated as fatty acid hydroxylase. NCBI's taxonomy places the organism in Eukaryota, Fungi, Basidiomycota, Agaricomycetes, Polyporales, Polyporaceae. The record is from RefSeq and is a predicted model, not a curated record. Gene Ontology annotation, cellular component: cytosol. Gene Ontology annotation, molecular function: NADPH-hemoprotein reductase activity; aromatase activity; iron ion binding. The transcript has 22 exons. The coding region runs from base 1 to 3174 and encodes 1057 amino acids.
AUGACCGUCCCAAUCCCCAGUCCGCCUGCAGUGCCCUUCCUCGGGCACAUCAAUACUGUUGAGAAGGACGUACCUAUCCGGUCGAUCCACCUCCUGGCCCAACAAUAUGGCGAAACCUUCCAGCUUUCGCUGUUCGGAGCCAAGAGGGUCUUCGUCAAUUCGUACGAAUUGGUGAACGAGGUGAGCGACGACAAGCGCUUCCCCAAGAAGAUCUCUGCAGCGCUCGAGCAAGUGCGCAAUGGCGCUGGAGAUGGCCUUUUCACGGCCCACGUCCCUCGGGAGCAGAAUUGGUAUAUCGCUCACCGCUUGCUUAUGCCAUGCUUUGGCACGGCCUCCAUCUAUAACAUGUUCGAUGAUAUGAUGGAUAUCGUGCAACAAUUGGUUCUGAAGUGGGAGCGCUUCGGACCGCGUAUUAAGAUCGAUCCCAGUAACGAUUAUACUCGUUUGACACUCGACGCGAUCACCCUUUGCGCUAUGUCUUACCGUCUGAAUUCGUUCUACCGAGAGGACCCUCACCCUUUCGCUGAUGCGAUGGCAGACUUCUUGAUCGAGAGUGGACGCCGUGCGAGUCGCCCAUCCAUAGUUCAAGCCAUCAUGAGCGGCACGAACGCGAAGUACGAGGACGACAUACGCAUCAUGAAUGAGCUCGUUGAUGAGAUUUUGCAGGACCAUAAGGCGAACCCUCCAGAGAAGGGUGACCUUGUGCAAGUGAUGUUGACGGCGCGUGAUAAGGAGACUGGUCUUGGCCUUCCUGAGCAGAACAUCAAGAAUAAUCUCAUCACUUUCCUAAUUGCAGGGCAUGAAACCACUUCCGGCAUGCUCACUUUCAUCACAUACUUCCUGCUCAAGAAUCCAGAGGCAUUGCGAAAGCUUCGAGAAGAGAUUGAUUCAAAGGUUGGCGAACGCCUUAUGACUGUUCAUGAUGUUGGGAAGCUCCCCUAUCUGCUCGCUGUUAUGCGCGAAGGCCUCCGACUGGGUCCUACUGCUCCCGCGCGAACGGUCGGCGCUGCUGAGGAUACCGUGAUCGGUGGCAAGUAUGCUAUCGAGAAAGGUACACCGGUCGUCGUCAAUACCUACAGUAUGCAACGCGAUCCUAAGAUCUGGGGCGAAGACUCCGACAAGUUCCUGCCCGAAAGGAUGCUUGACGGAAAGUUCGAAGCUCUUCCUCCCAACGCAUGGCAGCCCUUCGGGUUUGGUAUGCGUGGCUGCAUCGGUCGUCCGUUUGCCUGGCAAGAAGCGCAGAUCGCCCUUGUCACGAUCCUCCAGCGAUUUGACCUCAUUAUGGAUGAUCCCUCCUACGAGCUCGAGCUCAAGCAGACGCUCACGAUCAAACCCCACAACUUCUUUAUCCACGCCAUCCCGCGCAAGAACAAACCUCGUUUGCUGGCUAUCCCCUCGUCCACGCUUUCCCCUGCAGGUCCGGCUGCUGCAGAAGGUCCGAACGCAACAUCGGUUGGGGACGCAUCGAAGUCGCAACAGUUGUAUAUUCUGUAUGGAUCGAACACCGGCAACUCGGAGUCCUUCGCUCAACGUCUAGCGUCGGAUGCUCCUACGCAUGGCUUCCGGGCUUCCAUUGGCACGCUCGACUCCGUCACCGCCAAUCUCCCGGAGGACGGUCCUGUUGUGAUCGUUACAUCAUCGUUUGAGGGCCAACCGGCCGACAACGCUGCACACUUCUUUGCUUGGCUCGAGAACGUGCAGGAUCAAUCUGCAUUCGCCGAUCUCAGGUUCGCGGUGUUCGGCUGCGGUAACCGUGACUGGGUAAACACGUACCAGCGUAUCCCGAAGCUCAUUGACGAGCAGCUCGCAUCGCAUGGUGCGAAGCGCCUUGUCCAACGUGGGGAAGGUGAUGCUGCUGGAGCGGAGUUCUUUGAUUCGUUCGAUGUAUGGGAGAAGGAAUUGUGGAAGGAGCUAGCUGCUGAAUACGGGACGACUAGAAGCUCUGAGGUAACCGGCAUUGAUAUCAAGACAGUCUCGGGUGGCACCGCACGGGCGGAAAUUCUUCGCCAGAAGGACAUUGCGCUAGGUACAGUAGUUGAGAAUAGGGUCCUCACUAGCGUCAAUGCCCCUACGAAACGUCAUAUUGAGUUUGACUUACCUGAUGGUAUGACUUACAGGGCGGGUGAUUACCUGGCUAUCCUGCCUACCAAUCCCGAACCAGUGGUACGCCGGGUUAUCGCUCAUUUCGGACUGUCUAUCGAGCAGGAGAUCGAAAUUAACUCGUCCGUUCCAACCUCACUCCCAGUCGGCAAGGCAAUUACUAUCCAUAAUCUGUUGAAAGGCUACGUAGAACUGCAGCAGCCAGCUACUCAGCGUGACCUUGAGACCCUUCUCAAGGCAGAGAACACGGAAAAGUCCAGACAAGUCCUCCAGGAUCUCUCCGCGAACUACGCCGAGAAGGUAUUCAAGAAACGCCUGAGCGUGCUUGACAUACUCGAAGAGAACAAGGAUAUCGCACUCUCGUUGUCCACCUUCCUCCAUAUGCUGCCCUCCAUGCGUAUUCGCCAAUACUCCAUCUCUUCUUCGCCUCUCUGGAAUCCCCAACGUGUCUCACUCACGAUCAGUGUCAUUGAUGCACCAGCUAUUUCUGGUCGAGCCGAGCCGUUCCUUGGGGUAGCGUCGACGUACCUAUCGAACUUGAAAAAGGGGGACAAAGUACAGCUGUCCGUGCGCACCUCGAACGUGCACUUCCAUCCGCCGACCGACCCGACUAUCCCCCUCGUCAUGGUCGCGGCCGGGUCGGGACUGGCGCCAAUGCGUGGCUUCUUGCAGGAGCGCGCGAUGCAGAAACUCGCGGGACGAGAAGUCGCGAAGAACCUGUUGUUCUUUGGCUGUCGCCACCCGAAGGAGGAUCUAAUCUAUGGAGACUCUGACCUGCAGGAGUGGGCUGAGCUCGGCAUCGUCGAUGUGCGUCCCGCGUUCUCGCGUUCUUCUGGAGACUCCAGUGACUGUCGUUACGUCCAAGACCGCAUCUGGCAUGACCGUUUGGAGGUGGAGGAGGCUUUCAAGAAAGGCGGGAAGAUAUACGUCUGCGGGGCGGGCAAGAUUGCUGCAGGCGUGAAGCAGACCAUCGUGACCUUCCUUAAGGAGCAGAACAACCUCAACGACGAGGGUGCCGUUAAGCUCUUCGACAAAAUCAUGAACGGUCGCUACGCCACGGACAUCUUCGAGUAA